CAGCCUGCGGCGCGCUCCGCUGUGCACCUGCACGGGGAGCAGCCGAGGAGGAGGCGGAGUGGAGUUUGGAUGCUUCGGUGGAACCGAGCGAGGCUGACGUUUUCCAGUCGGUAUCGGUGCAACUUCUUUCGGCAAGUUUCUCCAAAGAACUGUUGGGAUAUUUCACACAAGGAUGGAGCUUUCGAACCCCCGGCUUUGCUUUUUGCUGUUGAGCCUCCUCCCAGCUCUGGUCUCGGCUUUAGAGAUCACAUCUAGUCCAACGGCACCUCUGGAGAAGGCCAGCGGGCAGAGCGUGAAGCUGGACUGCCAGUUCUCCCUGACCUCCUCAGACACUGGACCUCUGGACAUAGAAUGGAGUUUGUUGGCCUCCGACAACCAAAUUAACGACCAAGUGGUUAUUCUGUACUCGGGCGACCGGGUGUACGAGGAUUAUUACGAGCCCAUGAAGGGUCGAGUCCACUUCAACACACCCGACCCGAAGAGCGGCGACGCCUCCAUCAACCUGACCGGACUGAAGUCGACAGACACGGGCACCUACCAGUGCAAAGUGAAGAAGGCUCCUGGAAUCAGUAGCAAGAAGAUGCAGCUGAUUGUCAUGGUGCGGCCAUCAAAGCCGAAGUGUACUACCCAAGGUACCCUGGAGGAAGGCAAAGACAUUGUGAUGAGAUGCUCAACUACCGAGGGAACCAAGCCGAUGCAGUACAAAUGGGAGAAAACCAGUGACAGCAAGCUGCUGCCUUCUUCUGCUGUGAUGGACCCCGUGGAAGGAACCAUCAAUGUGAAGAACGUUUCUGCCAGUGCAUCUGGUAGCUACCGCUGCGUGGCUAGCAACCGCGUUGGCUCAGAGGAGUGCGUCCUCUACCUCCAUGUGACCCCACCACGCAACACUGGAGGCAUCAUCGCAGGAUCCAUCAUAGCCGUUCUCCUGAUCCUGCUCCUUCUCGCCAUCAUCCUCUACUGCUUCUGCCGCGCUCGCAAGAACAAGAAAUACGAGAAAGAAAUCUGCAACGAGAUCAGAGAGGAUGUCCCCCCUCCGAAGAGCCGCGUUUCGAGCACGCGCAGCUUCAGCCAGAUGGGCAGCCAGCGCUCGUCCGUGGGGUCCAUGUCGCCAUCCAACCUGCACGACUACACGCUGAAGUCCCAGUACUCCAUGAAGUCCCAGUACGACAAGAUCCCGUCCACCGAAGAGUACGACCGCCCGCCGAGUCAGGUCCCGCUGCCCCCACCGACCGCCGCCAGAAUGGCCGGCCCCAACCUCAGCCGCAUGGGGGCAAUCCCCGUCAUGACCCCGGCCCAGAACAGGGACGGCUCCAUCGUCUAGAGAAGGCACCCUGGACAAAACGCCAAUGAUAAAAAAACAAACAAACAAAAAAAAUGAAGCGUUUUCGCUCGAUAGCAUCUACAAAACGAGAAGGUCCUCCCACAAAGACAUGGCUCUGCUGUGUUGGUGAUGUGCUGUACUGGAAAUAGAGCACAUUAACUUUUUAUCAAAUACAAAACGACAACAACAAAAAGGAAAAAAAAAAAACAAACACUUAUGCAUUUAAUGUCCUGGAUUUUCUCCCAGGAAAUAAAUCGGUAUGGAUAUAUAAAAGCAAGAAUGGUCAAUAUACAAAUUCUAUUGUACAUAACUGAAUGCAUGUUUUGUUUUUCUUUUUCUUUUUUUUUUUACAUUGAUUUCUCUUGCUGUAGAUAUACUGUUUAAAACCCAACCAUCCCCUUAGUUUGGCACCCUGUACAGCUGUGUGCAUGCCUCUGUGUGUGCGUGUGGGGGUGCGUGUGUGUGUGUGUGUGUGAACAGACGUCUGGAAACUGACAGUUUCUGUAAAUCAAAGCCUAACUGUUCCUUUACUUGUCCAGUUUUGAUUGGUUGUGGCUUUUCUGAUUGGAUAUCAUUUAAUAUAGCUGUUUUUUGUUUUUCAGUUCUCCGAGAACAAACUGACUACAAGUCAGCUGUUUGCUAAUGAACCGUUGUGUUUCUUUGACUUUAAGUAGAGGGGCUUUAACGGGUCCGGAUUGGCCGAUGGGGAAGGAGUGGUUUUGGUUUCCAUGAAUUGUGAUUGGACGGCUGAUCGGUACUUGACCCAACUUUAAAAAAAAUCCAUUCUCCAUUCUUCCUCUGAGGCUCUUAGGGGAGUACGGGUAACAGCUGGAUAACAAGGUUCACUGAGCAAUCAGCUUUGAUUGUGUUUGACUAUAUAAAGCCCUGCCACCCCCACCGCAACCCCUUUUUACAUCCAUACCAAAUUAACAAGACAAAAGGAUCGACACUUGGUUUAUCUGGCUGUGCGGCGUGUGCAAUCCCAUGUAUUUGUUGUUGCGCCACAAGGAGGCGGAACCUUGAUUAACCUUCUCCCUACGGUCGAUACGAAACCGAUCAGGGCUGAUGUAGCAUUAAUUUGAGAUUUUAAUGAAGGAUAGUAAUCACGGCUGGAUGAAGGUGUUUCCCACAGAGCGGAAUGCGGCAUACUGUUACACUCUACAUUAAAAGCUGACCUUCGUUUCCAAUCUCAGGGUACAAUCAGUCAGUUUAACCUACAUAUCCGAGUCCUUGCUACUCCUAUCUUCCGUUCUCUGAAAGCCUAACUUCUCAUCUGAAUUCCACCUUUUCGGACAAACAGUACAAAGUGCAAACUUCUGGUUGUUUUCUUCUUUGAUGCCUUAUUCUAUCCUCUUUUUUCUUUUUGGCCUUACACUCUUCCCUGUGGUUUCCUCUUUUUCGAUCCGAUUCUUGCCUUGUUGCCUUAGUUGAAAUGUUCAAACUGUGUUUUGUGCGUUCUUUAUGGCUGUCGCUUUCUGAGGACUAUAAUCAUUGCUGUAGAUAUUGCUGUAGACAACUGGGCUGGGACAAACAGCACAGUUCCCUGGUCGUUACACAGGAUUUUAAACUAAAAAUAUUCUGAUGGUUUUAAUACAGCGGUGUCCAAAGUGUGGCACUCAAAACGAUUUCGUUUGGCCCCUGACCAAAAGUCACAAAUGGUUAAAAAUUUGGACAAAAAAACGGAAAACAAUUGAUGUUUUUUAGAGGGAAUUUCAGUCACACUUUCUUCUUGGUAUAAAAUAAAUUAUUUGAACAGUAUGAGAUAAUUUUCAUUGACAAUAGCAGGAAGUAGCCCAUGCCUAUGCGACACACACUGAUUCCUCUUUGUUCUUACCUUGAUUGGCUCUCGUCUUUUAUUGAGAUCUCAGUCUGUCUGUUUUUAGCUUUUUAUGCUUUGAUUCUCUGUUGUUAGUUGCUAAUUCUUUUUAUGAAUUACAGCAAAGAUGUAUGUACUUUCUGUUAGAAAACAAAUAGAUUCUGACUCCACAUUGAAGUUACCUAUUGAAGUACCAACAAAACUGAAUGAACGAAGCAUCAAAUACCCAGUUUAUAAAUAUAUAUAUGUGCGUGACACUGCAGAAAUAUGUGUAAAACAGAAGAGCACAGUGUAUGUCAUCUGUGCUGUUUCCUGGCUCUGUGUGUGUUCUGGUGCCAGUAUAUGGAGUUUAUUACUUUUUCCCAAACAGAAGCAAAAGUGAGACCUUGGCUGAGCUAUACAAACAUUUGUCUUUUUUUUCCUUGUUUUGUUUUGGGUGUGUGUGAACAGCUGUAUUUAAUACUUGUUGCUAGGCAGGAUGCGGCCCAUGUAAAGAUCUGCUGGUGAAAUGUACAGAGCUCCAUUAAAGGCCAUCCUGUUGCUCCUCCAUGCUCGUAACUUUAAUGUAAACAACUACUAACAAUACUAACAGUAGCUUUGAAAUCUGUACUAAUACUUUAUAAAGAUUCCAUUGCGGUGCACACUGUG
Molecule: messenger RNA, 3785 nt
Organism: Poecilia reticulata (guppy)
Lineage: Eukaryota; Metazoa; Chordata; Actinopteri; Cyprinodontiformes; Poeciliidae
Gene: cxadr
Product: CXADR Ig-like cell adhesion molecule
Biological process (GO): homotypic cell-cell adhesion
Cellular component (GO): basolateral plasma membrane; bicellular tight junction; intercalated disc
Molecular function (GO): cell adhesion molecule binding
Source: RefSeq, a predicted model, not a curated record